Cryptomeria japonica (Japanese cedar) is the source of this 2043-nucleotide messenger RNA. Its product is annotated as probable magnesium transporter NIPA4. Gene Ontology annotation, cellular component: membrane. Gene Ontology annotation, biological process: magnesium ion transport. The transcript has 9 exons. Bases 390 to 1478 code for a protein of 362 amino acids. Gene Ontology annotation, molecular function: magnesium ion transmembrane transporter activity. Lineage: Eukaryota; Viridiplantae; Streptophyta; Pinopsida; Cupressales; Cupressaceae. The record is from RefSeq and is a predicted model, not a curated record.
AAAUACAGUUGUAAGACAUCUACUUCACAUUAAAUUUUAAGCACAGCAAGAAGUUUUGUUCCAAGUAACAUCGGAGACAUCACAUUUGCUGUCAAUGCAAAAUCGAUAAUAAAAAAUGUCACGUUGGCUGAAUUAGGAAAACAUCCCAGAUUAUCGAAGGUUUUCUCAUUCCUACCUUUUUCUCCCCUCACUAUCGAAUGGGUAGUUGAAUAUUUGUCAGUCAGAUUUGGAGACACAGAAAGCUCUUGAAGAUCUGAAACUGUUCUCACAUAUUGGUGGAUAGGGAUUCUUAAUUUUUGGUGGGCAGCAGGUCGUCCGCAGAAGCAUUCAAUUGGGUAAAUGGGUAGUUUCUAUUGAUUGAAGAUUACAGGCAGUACUGUUUUCGGGUAAUGGAUCGGCUAAGAAUAGCAGAAUCCUCAGGUGGCUCGUCUGCUGCAACGGCUCUGUCUUCUGAUAAUAUAAAUGGACUUGUACUUGCCCUCUCCUCCAGUCUUUUUAUUGGUGCCAGUUUCAUUAUCAAGAAAAAGGGUCUUAAACGAGCAGGAGCUUCAGGGAUUAGGGCAGGUGUAGGAGGCUACUCUUAUUUGUACGAGCCGCUCUGGUGGGUAGGCAUGAUUACCAUGAUUGUUGGAGAGGUUGCCAACUUUGCAGCAUAUGCAUUUGCUCCAGCUAUUCUUGUAACUCCCUUGGGAGCAUUAAGCAUCAUUGUCAGCGCAGUUCUUGCACAUAUUAUCUUAAGGGAGAAAUUGCAUGUAUUUGGCAUUCUAGGUUGUGUUCUUUGUGUUGUUGGAUCCACGACAAUUGUUUUGCAUGCACCUCAGGAGAGGGACAUAGAAUCUGUUAAGGAAGUAUGGAACCUUGCCACUGAGCCAGCUUUCCUGUUAUAUGCGUCUUUAGUCAUAGCAGUGGUUCUUGUUCUUGUCUUCCACUUUGUGCCACUUUAUGGUCAUACACAUAUUUUGGUUUACAUCAGCAUUUGUUCGCUUAUGGGAUCCCUUUCGGUCAUGAGUGUCAAAGCAUUAGGAAUUGCUUUGAAGCUUACGUUUUCAGGGAUGAAUCAACUAAUAUAUCCACAAACUUGGUUAUUUGCCUUGGUUGUCAGCACCUGCAUUAUUACACAAAUGAAUUAUUUAAACAAGGCUUUAGACACAUUUAAUACGGCAGUUGUGUCACCCAUUUACUAUGUAAUGUUCACAUCACUCACCAUCCUUGCAAGCAUAAUCAUGUUCAAGGACUGGGAUAGACAGAACCCAUCUCAGAUUGUAACAGAAAUGUGUGGUUUUGUAACAAUCCUCUCUGGCACUUUUUUACUCCAUAAAACCAAGGAUCUCGGUGAUAAUUUAUCUUCAGGAAUAGCUGGAUAUACAGGCAUUCCAACAUCACACUCGUCACGCAAUUCUAAGCGUCCUGAGGAUGAUGGUUUCAUAUCUGAAGACAUACCACUUCGUCGGCCAGAUUCCUUUAGGACACCUGUAUGAGGUCAUUUGUAUGGACAUUUCAUGUAAUUCUCUUCGAGGAUAUUUCAUGUAAUUCUCUUCGAUUAUUAUUGGCAAAAAAAAGGAGUUCCCUUAUUUGGAGGAGUUUCUUCUCACUUUAGCGUGACCAGUUAAGUCAAAAUAUUAGAUUCUGGUGCACGGUGAACAGAUAGCUUUGUAAUUAUACAAAGCUCAAAGUGUAAUCAUGGUAGCAGAGUUGAGUUGUAUAAUCUGCGCUUCAGGUUAUGCCAUAUUUCAUUUAAGAUCCAUUUUCUUAAUAAUCUGGACAGAGCCAGCUGCUGCUUAAUGGCAAAGUGUAUUUUCCCUCAAUAUUUUAUGGCAAGUUGCAAAUCUUUCUGCUCGAUUGGGCAUGUAUUUUGAUUUUUGUCAGAGAACUAUCUUUUCUUCAGUAUUCUGAUCACAUUAUUACAUCCUUUAUUGUUCUACUUUAUUGAUCCAAAUAACCGGAGCUGUAGUUCGACAAAGCUUGUAAAACUUGUAUCGGUUUGUUUUUGGCUCUCCAUAUAUGCUCUCAAUCCAGAAGAAAACUUGUAAAGUUUAUGAUGAA